Messenger RNA from Bacillus rossius redtenbacheri, 12149 nucleotides. Its product is annotated as copine-8-like. NCBI's taxonomy places the organism in Eukaryota, Metazoa, Arthropoda, Insecta, Phasmatodea, Bacillidae. Gene Ontology annotation, molecular function: calcium-dependent phospholipid binding. Bases 153 to 1841 code for a protein of 562 amino acids. The record is from RefSeq and is a predicted model, not a curated record. Gene Ontology annotation, cellular component: plasma membrane. The transcript has 8 exons. Gene Ontology annotation, biological process: cellular response to calcium ion.
AAAUUUGAAAUAUUUUUCUUUGUUGGCUACAUGUUGUAUUACUAAUAUCGUGUUUUUAUAUUUGUUUACAGUUUUCCUUGACUGCAAUGUGUAUAUUUUCAUACAUUACUUUUAAAAUAAUUUGUUCUUAAAUUUGUAGAAAUAAGUAAAACAUGUCUAACUUCACACCUGGAUCUGCUGCAAUUCCUACAACAGAAGUAGAAUUGUCAUUAUCUUGUAGAUCACUCAUGUGUAAAGAUAUCUUAUCCAAGUCGGAUCCACUGUGCAUCACUUACAUCCGGCCAUUUGGAGAGGACCGCUGGGUGGAAUACCAUCGCACGGAAGUGAUCAACGAAUGCCACGACCCUGUGUUUGUGUCGAAGCCGGUUAUGUCGUACUGCUUCGAGGAGCAGCAAUACCUGAGGUUCGAAGUGUACGAUACAGACUCGACGAGCUCGGACCUGCGAGACCAUGACUUCUUGGGUGCCGCAGUGUGCACAUUAGCACAGAUCAUAUCCAGCGGGAAGGUGGAGCUGCCUCUCUCCCAGUCUGGGGUGAAGGCGGCAGGAGACACGGGGUUUGGCCACCUCGUGGUCGUGGCAGAGGAACUCGACUCCGCGAAGGAUGAGGUCGUGCUUCAGUUCAGCGGCCACGGGCUUGACAAGAAGAACUGGUGGUGCUUCGGCCAGUCGGACCCCUUUCUUGCUAUCUACAAGGUCAUGGAGUCGGGGGCAUACACCCUCGUGCACCGGACGGAGGUGAUAGAAGGGACGCUGAAUCCAAAGUGGAAGAAGUUCAUAAUUCCAGUGAGGCGGCUGUGUAAUGGAGACUACGACCGCAGCAUGAGGAUAGCCUGCUGCGACUGGAACAACGAUGGAGAGGAGAAGCUGAUUGGAGAAUUGUACACAACUCUGCGGGAGCUCUCAGCUGGGCCGGGUGUUUCCACUGUGUACCCAUGCAUCAACCCCAAGAAGAAGUCGAAGCUGUCAUACUCAAACUCGGGACAGAUUCGCCUGGACUACUAUGAGGUGCGGAAGAUACAUUCCUUCAUGGAUUAUUUGAAGGGUGGCACCCAGAUCCACUGCUCCUUCGCCGUAGACUUUACAGCAUCCAAUGGGGACCCUGCUUCCCCUGAUUCGUUACACUACGUGAGCCAGGUACCCAACAUGUACGAGCUGGCUAUCCAGGCGGUCGGUUCAAUCAUUCAGGACUACGACAGUGACAAAAUGUUUCCUGUUCUGGGAUUCGGGGCAAAAAUUCCUCCCACUGGACAUGUCUCACAUGAGUUCUUUGUGAACCUGCGUGAGGAUAGCCCGUACUGCCACACAGUCUCGGGAGUGCUGGAGGCGUACCACAACUGUGUGCGACAGGUUCAGUUGUACGGCCCCACAAACUUUGCCCCAGUCAUCAACCAUGUCGCCAGGUUUGCCAGCACGUUCAAGAAUGGCUCCGCCUACUUUAUCUUGCUCAUCCUAACAGAUGGUGUCAUCACGGAUAUGCCUCAGACCACCCACGCGCUGGUGGAGGCAUCGGUGCUGCCCAUGUCGGUGAUCAUCGUGGGCAUCGGCAGUGCCGACUUCUCGGCCAUGGAGGUGCUGGAUGCGGACUCGGUGCCCCUGCAGUCGGGCGGGCGGCGGGCGGCUCGCGACAUAGUGCAGUUUGUCCCCUUCAGCAAGUUCGUGGGAGCCGGAGGGGGAGACCCACGCACAGCUAGGCUCAGGCUGGCCAAGGAGGUGCUGGCAGAGGUCCCGCGGCAGUUUGUGGCCUACAUGAAGGCCAACAGCAUUUCGCCCGGGCCUCCGAGCCAGGACGUCACGCUGCUGCCUCCUGACCCGGAGGUCCUGGGCACUGCGCUCCAGUAACAGAUGCUGUUUGUCCGCUGGAACUAAGAUCUUGUUUAACUUUUUAAUGUCUGCAGAAACAUGUUCAUGCACUUGUUCAAUAUUUAAGCUGGGUAAUAUCGCUAUGCAAACUAUAGAAAUAUUUGUAUAAAUUAGAAAAAUUCAUAUGUGCAUAUAUUAGAAGAUCCCUUAUACAAUUGAAAAAUUGAUUUUUUAAAAUUAUUUUUAAAUUUAAAUUAAUGAAUGUGUUUAAUUAGUGUCAAGUGAUUCAUUUGCCAUUAGAGUAUUCUUUUAUUAAAUAAAUCAUUCGAGAUACCUGUAUAUUUGGACUUAUCAUCAAUUUUUUUUUAUAUACGGUAUUUUGUCAGUGUGCACAAAGUUCUUGUGUAUCAAUCAAGACUUUACAUAUACUGAAUGUAAAGUUUUAACUUUUUUACUUUAAUAAAAAAAAUUAUAACUUUACACAUUACAAUUCUUGCUCCAGUCAUAAUGAAAUAUUUCAGUUGAAACUUGAACUGUCCAUUAAAUUUACAGUGGAAACUUUAAAACAGUUGUGUGGAAGUGCCGAUCAAAGUAUUUAGUGUGUUCAUUUUAGUGGCUUCAGCUGCAGCUAGCACCUUGAAAGCGCUGGUAUUUAUAGUACCUAUACUACUGUGUUAAUAAAAUAAGUGAACUUAGACGGUGACUCAAGUGUGGAUGAUCCCAAGGCUGGCUCUGUGAUGGAUCUUUGAUGCAGACAAAAUGGAAGACAAAAAGGUUGAUGUGUAGAUGCACAGCAUGUAAUUUUCAAAUCAGUUGACAGUGCUGUCAUUAUUUAUGUUUUAACUUUUAGUUUUUUAUAGAAACACUUUUUUUAAUUUUAUACCAGAAAGUGUUAUAUCUUUUUUUGCGGAUAAAGCCAAAUCCACUUCAAUGAUUAAUUAGUUAUCCUUACACAGCACUCGUGCUAAAAUUCUGAAUACUUGGUAUAGAAGUACAGUGUUGCCUUUGAAAACGACUAGUUUAGAGGGUAACACAACUGUUUUGGGACCUGUGCCAUUAAGUACACCAAUCCCUCACUUAGCACGACUAAUUCGUUCCUAAAAAUGUUCGUGUUAAUCGAAAUCGCGUAUUCUGAAGCAUUAGUCCCCAUAAAUAUAAGGCUAAAUUAUUUAAUGUGUUCCAAGAUGUGUAGGGAAGUAAUCUUUACAUAAUAUAAAUACGUAGAAUAAUACUUGAAAAUGCAUAUGUCAUAUCAUUUAUCUUUUUAAGCCUACCACAGAAUACGUUAGAUAAAGAAAACAUGGCACAGUGUAACGGGAGAUAAGUGGUAACAUAUUUACCAUCAGUCAGCAGGUUGGCUUGCCCGCCCAGGCGUGACCUUCAACACGCGCGCGCGUCUGUCUGCCUGCUGUUGCAAGCAGCUGGAUCCUUUGUUAUUACGUUUAAAACUUAACAAAAUUAAAACACUUUUAUGAAAUUAAGAACCGGUUUUAUAUAACUUUAAAACACACAGCCAUAUGUAAACAUUUAAUUUGUUAUGCACACCUCUUAUAAAAGCGGCUAUGUAAACAAAUCAGUUAACAGAUAAACAGAUUUAGAUUUUCCCUAGAGCACAAACAUAACAUUAAAAUACGGGUACACUCCCUAUUUAACGCGGUUGUCGGGGGACAUAACUUUUACCCGCAUUGUUGCAUAACCGCGAUGUUUCGAUGUGACCAAGGUCAAAAGGCAUAAAACACCGCCUGUGUUCUAAUAGGUCGGCAAGCACGCACAGUAUAGACGGCCCGCCUUUGUGCGGACUUUGCAUCCGCAGUUUCCACUAAACACGGGUGGAAAAAAAAAAAUAAUAAAUUUUAAAGAUAAAUAUUAAAUGUUGAAUUGUUUUUAUUUUUCCGCGUGCCGCGCACAGUUUGGUGCACGGCCUACGAGCGCGCCACACGCCGCCAUACACAUGUGCGGCACACAAGCUGCUGCUGCCAGUCUCGUGGUGUUAGCCACAGUAUCUGCUUCGUCAGUGUCCGUAAAAAAGUAAGUGCAGUGUGUGCGGUUACACACGAUUCUGUGGUCAAAGUCUUCUAAAAAGAAAGGCCGUAGUGAUACUUCAAACCGAAUAUGAAUCGCAAAGUACCGAGUUUGAUUGACAAAAUAAAAAUUCUAGAUUUACUUACAGAUAGCUUGUCUUUUGUAGAAGCAGGCCGCAGAUACAGGAAAAAAACGAUUCUAGCAUUCGUACAAUAAAAAAUAAAGAAUCGUCUAUCGUGUCAAGUGGUUAAACUUUAUUAUCCAUGCUUACAGUAAAUUAUAAAUGGUCACAUGUGGGAAACAAAAAUUGCGCCAAUUUAAUUUUAGCGCAAUCAGUGACGCCGUAUUAAAAACCGUGUUAAACUUUGUCUUUACUUAUUUCACCAAACGCUGUGUGUCGAGUUGCUGAGAGUGUGUGGCUCGGAUCGGCAAGUGUUAUAUUCCCCAGCCUCUGUUUAAAGGUCGGGAGACCGCUACACAUAAACAUUUCCGGGACUUGUUUACUACCUCACGGCAAAAGUGGUACAGUAUGGUUCACGUAAAUAUUGGACCACUGGGAAUUCCUGGGCAAAGAUUAAAAAUACGCUAGCCGAUUUACUUUACUAUUUAAUGUUAAAACAUUAUACCAAAGUAAAAAGAUGAACUUGUAUAAUACAAUGAAUUACCCAAUAAUAUUACGUCUGUAGGUUUAAGUUGUAACAAAACAUUUAUAUACAGAUGUCCAGUAAAGUACCAAUUAAGAUUCUGGAGUGGAAUUUUAAACACCGGACUACCUGAUUUUGCCUUGUACGCAGGAACGCUGCUUAGUCAAGUGACUCAUGCUCUGCCUGUGUGCUGCGUGAACACAUUCCCUCCCCCACUCCCCCUCGCCGUGUUUCUGCCCGCUCUAAUCUCUACCUCUCUCCAUAUUCUCGGCUCGCCUCUCCCUAUCCAGCGCUUGCCGACAACCAAGCCUAUCCAACAUCAAUCCCCAGCCGAGUCAUGCUGGAUAAUGUCGCUGGAUGGUGGGCUUUAUCAGGUCCCCUGUCCGAUGCUUCAUUUGUGAGGUAAAGCGACGUUAAGAACUAGUGUUUCAGAAAAUAUCACUGGGCUGGAUUGGACCAUAAUUUGAAAACCCUACAAGAUAGAGGAAUAAUGUACGGAGAUAUCUUGUUUAGAAUUUUACUGCGGACAUUUUCUACGCCUAGGCUUUUUUCUGCCCGAUGCUUAGUUUGUUAGUUACAACGCAAAAUUAUCCUAAUCGGCUGUCAACCAUUUAUUCCAUUAUUAUUAUUCAUUUCUGACUGGGGGACAUGGUUUGACCCGCGAUAUACCCGAUUCUGCGAUCAAAUUUGGGCGCGAUAUACCGGGAGUUUACUGUAUGUACAAUAUGUACAUAUACAAAACAUAAAAGUUAGUUAAAUAUUUUCUGGGGUGAAAUUAACACUAUCAUCUUGCUUUUUUUAAAAAAACGUGUCCAAUUUCAUCUGCUUUGGUUUCUGUACGGUACGGCCUGGUCUGCAGCCGGGCAUCAACGGUACGGCCUGGUCUGCGGCCGGGCAUCAACAGUACGGCCCGGUGUUUGUUUAUCUGCGUGCGCAUCUCUUUCCCCUCGCAUUCCAAACCACUCUUCCCCCCUCGAAUUCCAUACCUGACGUCGCGUCGUUUCCGAGAUUUUUUUUAGCCUGUGGCGAUUUCGUGCUAACUGAAAUUUACAGACGUGCUAUUCGAGACUAGGGCAGUAAAAUUUACAUCGUGCUAACUGAAUUCGCAUUAAGUGAAGACGUGCUAUGCGAGGGAUUGGUGUAUUUAUACAGUAUCAUCUUGUAUAUAAUAAAUUUUACACUUCACUCUUGUAAUGCAGACUUAUUUUUUUAAUUUUAACUUCGAGAAAAUUGAAAAACUUCCAAAAUUCUGAAAAUCUUAUUAAGUGUGGAAAAUAUUAAAGGCCAUAUUUAAUGCAGUUUUUGGGGCCAAAAUAACACUUGCUGUAUCGCCGGACUGCAUUUUUACGGAUUAGAGAACCACUCAAGAAUAGUUAAAAAAAAAUUAGUUCAGAACUGUCAAAACAUCAAUAAGGCUUAAUAUGUGGCACGAAUAUGUUCAUCACAGUACAUACCUGUAUGUCCAACUAUAGACAAGAGGUAAAGAGAAAAAUUUACAUUAUUAAUAUUGGGAACCCAUUCUAGUAUGGGCACCAUUGUUUGCCACUGUUAUAACCUUAAGAAAAAUCUCUUAAGCCCAUUGCUGUACUUUUAUUUUCAUUAACCAAACAGUUUGGAAAAAAAUAAAUGAACAAGUUGUGCUUGAUAAACUCAGAGCCAAGGGUCGAACAAGGUAUGGUUUAAAGUUAAACUGAACAUGAAGCAAGUGUCGACAAUGAAUCUUGUGCCAUAAUAUUACGUUCAUGAGAAAUUGCUGUAAUGAAAAAUCUUACUUACCUUCUGUUUCAAGAAUUAAACAAUUAUUAGGAAAAAUUUAUUGUACUUAACUUUUCAAGCAUGUCGUGAACUAGCCAUUUAUGAGAGAUUAAUCUACCUGCAUCAAAAUAAUAAUCUAAACCAAAAAAAACUUCAAAAAAUAUAUGCAUUCCUCAAGAAUAGCUAGUGUUUUAAUUUGGACAGAAUUUAAGCAGGUGAAGCCAAAAUAGCAAUUUAGAAAACAUGUCAACAGAAAAUAAAUCACCAAAGGAAACACAUGUCCUACAAAUGUGAACAUUACAUACUUUUCGCCAGUUCAAGCUCAAACAUAGCUGAGCAAGUUAAUAUAACUGUACUGUCUCUCACUCUGUGCAAGCUUGGCCUAGCACAUGUUGCAUUUUCAAGGAGGGAGAAAUACACAAAGCAAGACUCUAAAAUGUCAGGAAGAGAGGGCAAGAAUGAGGAAAAUGGACAAUCUCUGAGGUUGACUAGACCAAUGAUGAUGAUGUUUAUUACUUAUGUGUAGAGGAAGAGUCCCAUGGCUGAAUGUGCUUGUUAAACAGUGCUGAUGUGAUAGGCAUGCAGACUAUGUAAGCAGUACACGCUCAGUGAUUAGUUUUAUUCCAAAUGAACCGUACAUGUACAUAUGUGGUGGAAAACAUUUGGCCGCAUUAACGUACAGCUUUAGAACUUAUGAAUCCUGACUUGCUAGUAUAUGUUUUUGUGACUGUGACCAACCGGAUGGAUACCAACCUGACAAAUAAAAAGGUUGUUUCACAGUGCAAGGGGGCAAAAGAUACUGGCACCUUUCACAUAAGCGCACAUGCAUUGGAGAGAGAAAUAAAGGAAUGUUCUAAGCUUUUACUAUCUUGUAUUUUCCUACAUCUAAGUUAAUUCCAGUAAUAAAACCCAUAAAUCUUAUAUACCACAAUUGAGUACACUUAAGUGUAUUUUUUUAAAAUUAUAUUACUUACAAGAAAGUUUAAAAUUUCUAUGGCCCAGCUAUAGAAACAGAUAGAAGUAAAUAGCAGCCAGCUGAAGUGUAAGGUUCUACCAAGUUCCUUUAACAGUUUUAAGUUUUUUUUUGUUGAUUUAAGAAAGAUUCUUUGUACCAAAUUUCAAGACUGUUAUGUAUAUUGAUUGGGUACUCUAUACACUAUGCAUAUAUAUUUUACAGAGCAAAAGUAAAAUUCCUAACAUGGUUCAUAAACUGCAAAAAAAGCCUGUAUUGAAGAAUUUAUAAAAGAUGCUUAUAGCAUUAUAGCUAGAGACCUGGAAAAAGGGAGGUAUUUUUUUCUUAAAAGUGGUGUUAUUUUCCACAAAAUUCGCAACAGAAAGUGAGGUCAUUUUAUUUUUAUGUGCAAUUUUGACUGCAUUUAAUUUAAAAAAGAAACUAAACCAUAACCUAAUGCUUAAUAAUUUCACAGAAAUUCUACAUUUAAAACUAAUGGUGCAUAAAAAUUAAAAAUGUAAUAAGUGUUUAAUUUAGUCAUAAAAAGACAGCAUAGUGAACAUUUUAACUACAAAUAGCGUGCAGGACUGCUAGUGCAAACUGAUUGUAAUUUAUACUCAGAGAAGUUGGCACUUUCAACAUAUCUAUGUGUUUUUUGUCUUGCAAAUCUCUUGCGCAUUUACUUUAAGGGCUUUAAAACCCUUGAAAAGUUUGUUAAUCUCUAAAUGAUGGAGUUCGGGAAUAGUUUUCAUUAGUGACAUAACAUCUUCUGAUUUAAGGUGUUCUUUGGGUUGAAACACUUAAAGUCCUGAAUACUGGUGCAGAAGGGUCAUUGUUCAACAUCAAUACCACUAAAGUAUUUUUGCCUGGCAUUCACAUAUCUUUUCACUUUGUACAUGCUUUUGCACUAAAAUCUUUUAUUUAAAACGUAACUUGGCAGUUGCAGUACUUACACAUUAGUGUAACUGCAUUGGAUUAUUUGAACACCGGAACUUUUAAACUCAUCAGUUCGUUGUCUUGUACUAACCACAUUUUUUUUUUUGCAUUUUUUACGUGAAGCAAUUAACAUUUAAAACUGGAAAUAUUGACAGGUAAUGGUGUGAUAAACCAAGCUCAUAUAAAAACCACUAUAAGCCACAAGCAGGCAGUUAUAAAAAAAAAGUUUUGUUGCUGCAGCAUAAGAUGUUUGGAAAGCAAAUGUAUAAACAGUAGUAAAGUUUGGGGGGGACGGGGGAUAGACUCUUUUUGCAACUGUAGUCACUUAUUUUUAAGCAGUCUCAAUUGGAUAACUUGCUAAAGGUUUCCUACAUUGUUCUUAAUUCGUGCUGGUAUGUUAUGUAGGAUGUGCUGGUAAAACACCUCUAGCACUCAAAGCUGUAUGGAUAAUGUGGCAACAUUUAAGUGAUUGUCUUUGACAUUAAUUAUAUAUAUAUAUUUUUUUUUUUUAUUUUUUUAUUUGUUUUUCCACACAACUCUUUUCACAAAAGCUGGCUGAUGUUAAUUAUUUGGGCAUAGAACCAUGCUCAUUUUGACUUAUGUUAGAAGUUACAUUAAUUUUAUAUGUAGGCUUGUUACUUAGAUAUGGGACAAUUAUGUUUAAUGUAACAUAUUGUCGAAAUGACAUGACACAAAUGAUGAAACUUUGUGUCUACUUUUUUGUAUUGAAUGGGAAAAUAUUUGUUUGGUUAUUUCGGUACUGCAUACUAUGAAUUUCAAUUUUUUGCUGGGUUUCAGUAGUGGGUAUAUGUUCCUGCUCAGUAUUAGUUAAAUUUUUAUUGCCAUCAAAUCUGUUGAUUUUUAAGGUUCUUUUCACCAACUAUAUGUUACCUCAUUUUCAAGCCAUUAAUUUUUUUAUUUAGGUCAAUUUGUUCAAAUGUUUAAUUAUAUAAAUGUAGCAUUAUCUGCCAUUAGUAAAAAGUCAAACAAAUAUUUAAUAUUCUAAUUUUUAUUCACAUAUUUGCAUCAUGGUCACUCUUAAGAAGUUAUUUUCUGAAUUUCCAUAACUUAACACAUAUCUACUAAAUUUCUUCUAUAAUCUAACUGUCAGUAAAUUUCUGUAUGGAAAUCUGCAAUGAGCAAAAAACCAAAAAUUAAAAUGGAGGGAAGAGUUAAUUCGAACCUUGAGUUAUGUUCAGUGGUAAAGUGACUCAUUUGAUAUUUCCUAAAAAUAAUUUUUACAUUAGGUGUGAAUGAACCUUUACAGGGAACUGUGCUAAAAGCUGCAUGAAAUGGUUAAUGUAUGCGUAACAUUUCCAUGAUAAAUAUGCUAGUUAGGUUAUGCAAUUGCCACAUUAUGUUAGGGAAUUUUGGCCUUAUGGCUAAGGAUUUUAAGUCCUGUGUGAUAUUUAUGACAAUAUAUGUGUUUAGUUUUUUUUUUUAAGAGCUUACAUUUAAACUUAAUUAUUAAAAAGGUGAAUAGAUAAUUAGUUAAAGAUUUUGUAUUUUGUAGUGGUUUUUAGUUAAUUGUUACUUUUUUAAAAAACUUAUGUCAGUUUGGUGGUGCUACAAAUUUUGAUGUCUGUAUUACAUAGCUUUGAUUACCUUGUAAUAUUGUGAAGUUUGACAAAAGGAUGUUUCAUGCACAAAUAUUUUUAUCUGUAAAUGUGGGAAGGUAGUUUAUUUUUAUAAUAAUCUUAGAAUUGUCUUUUUAAGAUAAAAUUUGACAAGAUUACAAAAAUAAAUUAAAAAAUAAUUUGAGUUGAGAAUCUGUGGAAAAUUUGCUAUUUGUUGACUUCAGAACAAAGUUUGAUGUACAUUCAAAACAAUUUCUGAAAUUUUUGGUAUUUUGGUAUUUUGGUUUGAUGACUUUUAUCUUAUGAAUUCUUUGUAUAUGCUUAUAGUGCAUACAUUUUAGUUAGUUUUAUAUUACAUAACCAUGUGCACUUGGAAAAUUCCACGUUGAUAGUUUUGUAUUUUAUUUUUAUUGCAGCUUUAAUCUCACACAUGGAACUCUAAAAAUUUUCAUUCUCACAAAUGAAUUUGCUAGUUUAGGAUUCUUUGCCCUCUUUCAUGAAUUUUUGUGCUUUGUGAGUUAUUUAUGAGGCAACUUUCUCAUAUUCAGUAGGAUGUAUGCAAGUAGAGACCAGUGUUUUAUUAAUACCAAUUGAAGUUUGAAUUGAAGUGAAGGAACUCUAUCUGCACACGUAACCAUUGUUCCUGCAGGAAUGGCUAAAGUCUGAUGUGCAAUGGGAACACUGCAGCUGUUUCUUGAACCCUGUGUGUGAAGCUAAAGUGUAGGCUAUUGGUAUGUAUGCUUAUUUUGGUAUAUCUGAUGUAGCAUAAUAAUAUAUUUAAAAAGAGAAAGGUUAAAAUAGUCCAAUUAAAUAGGUAUUUGAAUAAAAAUUUUGGAGAAAAUACAGGAAUUUUUUAUAUACUACAUGACUUUAUUAGAAAAUAAUAAAUUUAAAAAAUUCAGCCCCCUGGGAAGAGAUAAGAAUAAAAGUAUUUUCUUAAGAUUAUUCAAAAAGGAUAAAAGAAGAAAAAGUUCAGAAUAAAAAUUACAAGGCAUAAAAUUUUACAUAAAAAUGAUAUUUAGGCUUUUUUUGCUAUUAAAAUUAACGGCAGUAAUGGUGUUUAGAAGUUGAGGGCCUGAAAAGUUAUUGAAAUUAAUUUUUUUUUAAAUUUACUCAAAAAAACAUUAACUUUCUUUUUAGUGAAUUUUUUUUUUUCAAUUAAUAAAAAAGUUAUAACUAAAAAAAUUUAAUUUAAACAAAUUUGGAAGGUGAAAUCAUUUUUUUUAUAAAUAGCGUUCUGUUCAUUUUAUGUAGUGAAUAUUUGCUUUUUAAAUUUUUUUCCCUUUCAAUUUCAGGCAGGUAUAAAUUUAUUUACCUGUUUAAUUUUUUUCUAUGACUGCAACAUUGGUCUUUUGAUGUCAUGAUGAUUAAAAAGAAUGGAGAAUAACGGCAAAUAUAUGUUUCCUUUAGUACUGUGUUGCCUUGACAAUGUGCAUGUGUCAAAUCUAUAACCUAUUGAAGUUCAGCUAAAACAUAUAUAUACAUGGUUUGUUUAUUUUUUAUGUUAUAUGGAGCCUUUGCAGAGAGUUUGGUUUUCACGAUAUUUUAUGUUCUUAAUUAUUCAAAGACCAAUUAUCUUUCAGUUAUUAAUACCUCAAAAUGUGUGUAGUGGGUGAGGGCAUUUACCUUGAGUGCGGGAUAACAGAAAGCUUGAGGACCUUUGGAACAGCCCUGGAACAUCAUUAAGGUGAUGGGUCUUGGAAGACAUUUCAAGAACUGUAAUUUUUGUAAAUAACUGUACUUUGUUAAGUAGUACUUAUGUCAUGACCAAUAAGCAUUCAGUUAUCCUGUGCAUAGUGUAAUCUAAAGCAUUUAUUGGAUUCAGCUUGAUGUGUUCUUUCAGUCCCAGUUGAAAUCAUAAUUUUUAUAGAUGUGAGCUUCGUGAAUAUUAAAGUUACAUGUGUAGGUGUGUGUGUUUGUGUAUGUAUGUGUGUGUGUGUAUAUAGUUUAAAAAACUAGUUUUUUUUCUAACUAGGUAAUAAUUGGCAAAGUGUAGGAUGAAUGUAUUUCCAAGCAUACAUUUCAAAUAUUUUUAUGAUGAAUAGCUUUAUUUCCAUAUACUUUGUGACUGAUAGUCCUUAGUGUAAGAAAGUACAAUAGUAUAUGAAAGAGAAACAAUAGUAUUUUGAUUUUUUAGUGGUCCUGUUUCAAAUGUAAGUGAAGAAACUUUGUAUUGUAGGUAACCUGUAGGAAAUAAUUGGUAACAUGUUUGUUUGAGUGAUGUAUGUAGUUUGAGCUGUUUGAACCAGUAGUGUUCUCUGUGUAGCUACUGUUGUGCCAUGUUUGCCAGCAGCUGUGCAUGUUUGGUGCACCAGUGCGUGGUGCAGCCAUCCAUGCCUGUCGGGGCCAGCCAUGAGUCUAGUUGUGCGUCUCUGGGCUUCCUCUCUGCCUUGUUGUACGCUUUGUGCCGUGGAUAAUCAGAUUUAUAUUUUCAUUAUGAAUAAAGUUGUACUGAGUUGAA